CAACAAGUAAAGGCAACAUCACUCAUUUCCGAGUGGGAGGAGACGUUUACGGAACUCUGCUAAAACUCGGACACAGAGCGUCCGUGCGUCAUUUAGAGCUCCGAGGAGAAGGCAGAACGAACUGAUCAGAGAUCAAACAACAGGACGUCAUCGUUUGAGAGGAUUUUAAACUGCCUACGACCCCGUCCUGGUGUUGCACAGGAUGCCGUCUCUGAGACACUCCUACACGGUGACAGCACCGGGACAACACGCCGCUUUCCCCGCGGAGGAGCCCAAGCUGAGACGGAAGAGUCCGUCCCUGUCCCGGUCCAUGCUGGUGUCCACAUUCAUGGGUCUGAUCAUCAACCCGGCCAAGCACAAGAGUCCUCAGGGUCUGGUGGGUUUGAAGAACCUGGGAAACACGUGUUUCAUGAACUCCGUCCUUCAAUGUUUGAGCAACACGUGCGAGCUGAGGGACUACUGCCUGAGGAACUUCUAUCGUUUGGACCUGAGCAGCAGCUGUAGGACCAGCUCUGGCCUCAUGGAAGAGUUUGCAAAGCUGACUCAGACUCUGUGGACUUCCUUGAGUAAGGAAGCCAUCAGCCCUUCCGAUUUCAAAAAUCAGAUCCAGAGGUUUGCUCCAAAAUUUGUCGGCAGCAGUCAACAGGAUGCCCAGGAGUUUCUGCGAUUCUUAUUGGACGGCCUUCACAAUGAGGUGAACAGAGUGUCCAUCAGACCAAAGGUGUCUGUGGAGGACUUUGAUCCCCCCUCGGAUGAUGAAAAAUCCAGACGGAUGUGGAACAUGUACUUGGAGAGAGAGAACAGCAAAGUUGUGGACCUUUUUGUGGGACAGCUAAAAAGCUCUUUGACGUGCACUGUUUGUGGCUUUCGCUCCACCGUGUUUGAUCCAUUCUGGGAUCUCUCCAUACCUAUUGCACAGAAAAGCUCAGGCGAGGUGACCCUCAAAGACUGCCUAAAACUCUUCACCAGAGAAGACGUGUUAGAUGGAGACGAAAGACCGACAUGCGACAGAUGCAAAACCCGGAGGAAAUGCAUCAAGAGGUUCAGCAUACAGAAGUUCCCACAGAUCCUUGUACUCCAUUUGAAGCGUUUCUCAGACACAAAUGUUCAAAUGGGCAAACUGUCCACGUUUGUCAAAUUUCCGCUCAAAGAUCUGGACAUGCGAGAGUUUUCAGCAGCGACCAGCGAGCGUCCUGUUUAUAACCUGUACGCCGUCUCCAACCACACUGGAAACACCCUGGGAGGCCAUUACACAGCCUACUGCAGGAACUCAGCACUGGGGGUGUGGUACAGCUACAAUGACUCCAGGGUGAGCCUGAUGUCCUCCAGCCAGGUUUGCAGCAGCAACGCUUACCUACUCUUCUACGAGCUGUCCGCCUCCUCACAGAGCAAAUAUCAGACAUGUCGGCUGUGAAAACGGAGCGACGUGAAUGGACUCAGACAGGGAGAGCGAAAGAGCUCCAUCUAGUGGAGAGCAUCCUGCCACUACAGACUGAAUGAGCAACACAAGGACACGUGGAAGAAAAUAAAGGCAGCUCGACUAACUUCAGCAAUUCACUCAUAGUUUUGGGUGAUGCUAAAACGUUUUUGCUUCCGUUCUUGGAAAAACAAAAUAGUCUUCCUCUCGGAAAGCUGUGGGUCAACAAAUAACAUGUUUUUACAGCAAAUUUAUACAUGAUGUGACAAUUCAACAUCACCACUUACAUAAUUUAUUCCAUUUAAUUUAUUCUAUUUAAAGUGUAUAAUGUAAAUGAACAUACAUGCUAGGAUGUUUAGAGUCAAAUAAAUAUUUUUGUACGGCAUAUUUAUGGACACUAGAAUGAAUAAUGACACAACGUGACUGUACUGCUGUUCCGAGCGUUAAACAGCAGCUGUGUUGGUAGCAGCAUCAUUGUUGCUGACUUUACAGUGUUGGAAUAAUUAAAAUUCAUCACCAACUUA
This is a messenger RNA of Nothobranchius furzeri (turquoise killifish), 1941 nucleotides long. RefSeq names its product ubiquitin carboxyl-terminal hydrolase 2. Gene Ontology annotation, molecular function: cysteine-type deubiquitinase activity. The record is from RefSeq and is a predicted model, not a curated record. Gene Ontology annotation, cellular component: cytoplasm. NCBI's taxonomy places the organism in Eukaryota, Metazoa, Chordata, Actinopteri, Cyprinodontiformes, Nothobranchiidae. Gene Ontology annotation, biological process: protein deubiquitination.